Cinclus cinclus is the source of this 1749-nucleotide messenger RNA. RefSeq names its product solute carrier family 17 member 6 (gene SLC17A6). The record is from RefSeq and is a predicted model, not a curated record. Bases 1 to 1749 code for a protein of 582 amino acids. Gene Ontology annotation, biological process: monoatomic anion transport; neurotransmitter loading into synaptic vesicle; regulation of synapse structure or activity. Gene Ontology annotation, cellular component: synaptic vesicle membrane; excitatory synapse. Gene Ontology annotation, molecular function: L-glutamate transmembrane transporter activity; neurotransmitter transmembrane transporter activity. The transcript is spliced from 13 exons. NCBI's taxonomy places the organism in Eukaryota, Metazoa, Chordata, Aves, Passeriformes, Cinclidae.
AUGGAGUCGGUAAAACAAAGGAUUUUGACUCCCGGCAAGGAGGGAUUGAAGAAUUUUGCUGGAAAAUCGCUUGGUCAACUCUACAGGAGGGUCUUAGAGAAGAGGCAGAAGCCCGGGGACACCAUCGAGCUGACUGAAGAUGGAAAGCCCAUGGAAGUGCCCGAAAAGAAAGCCCCGUUGUGCGACUGCACCUGCUUCGGGCUGCCCCGGAGAUACAUCAUUGCCAUCAUGAGCGGACUGGGAUUCUGCAUUUCCUUCGGAAUCCGAUGUAACUUGGGAGUGGCCAUCGUGGAUAUGGUCAAUAACAGCACCAUACACCGAGGAGGAAAAAUUAUUAAAGAGAAAGCGAAGUUUAAUUGGGAUCCUGAAACAGUCGGCAUGAUCCACGGCUCUUUUUUCUGGGGAUACAUAAUCACCCAGAUCCCCGGAGGCUACAUCUCAUCUCGGCUGGCAGCAAACAGAGUAUUUGGUGCUGCUAUACUGCUGACAUCUUCCCUCAACAUGUUAAUACCAUCUGCAGCCAGGGUGCACUACGGAUGUGUCAUCUUCGUUAGGAUCUUGCAGGGCCUUGUAGAGGGUGUCACCUACCCUGCCUGCCAUGGUAUUUGGAGCAAGUGGGCCCCCCCAUUAGAAAGAAGUAGGUUAGCAACCACUUCCUUUUGUGGUUCCUAUGCAGGAGCUGUCAUUGCAAUGCCUUUAGCUGGGAUUCUAGUGCAAUAUACUGGGUGGUCUUCUGUGUUCUAUGUGUAUGGGAGCUUUGGUAUAGUCUGGUACAUGUUUUGGCUUUUGGUUUCAUAUGAGAGUCCUGCAAAGCAUCCUACAAUCACAGAUGAAGAGAGGAGAUACAUAGAAGAAAGCAUUGGAGAGAGUGCCAACCUCCUAGGUGCAAUGGAAAAAUACAAAACACCAUGGAGAAAAUUUUUUACAUCUAUGCCAGUCUAUGCAAUAAUAGUUGCAAACUUCUGUAGAAGCUGGACUUUUUACUUGCUGCUAAUUAGUCAGCCUGCUUACUUUGAGGAAGUGUUUGGAUUUGAAAUAAGCAAGGUGGGUAUCUUAUCUGCUGUGCCACAUUUAGUGAUGACAAUUAUUGUUCCUAUUGGGGGACAAAUUGCUGACUUUUUAAGAAGCAGGCAGAUUGUUUCAACGACUAAUGUGAGAAAGAUAAUGAACUGCGGCGGUUUUGGUAUGGAAGCAACUCUUCUUCUCGUGGUGGGAUAUUCACACAGCAAAGGAGUGGCUAUUUCAUUCUUAGUGCUUGCUGUAGGCUUUAGUGGAUUUGCCAUAUCUGGAUUCAAUGUCAACCAUUUAGACAUUGCCCCAAGGUAUGCUAGCAUUUUAAUGGGGAUUUCUAAUGGAGUCGGGACCUUGUCUGGAAUGGUUUGCCCUAUAAUUGUUGGAGCAAUGACAAAGAACAAGACACGUGAAGAAUGGCAGUAUGUCUUCCUCAUUGCUGCUUUAGUUCAUUAUGGAGGUGUGAUCUUCUACGGCAUAUUUGCUUCAGGAGAGAAACAACCCUGGGCAGACCCUGAACAGACAAGUGAAGAGAAAUGUGGCUUUAUUCAUGAAGAUGAACUUGCUGAAGAGACAGGGGACAUUACUCAGAAUUAUGUAAAUUAUGGUACCACCAAGUCUUAUGGUGCUACAACCCAGGUGAAUGGUGGCUGGCCUAAUGGCUGGGAGAAAAAAGAGGAAUUUGUACAAGAGGAACUACAAGACUCAUACAACUACAAGGAAAGAGAUUAUUCAUAA